Molecule: messenger RNA, 3178 nt
Organism: Zea mays
Lineage: Eukaryota; Viridiplantae; Streptophyta; Magnoliopsida; Poales; Poaceae
Product: protein FAR1-RELATED SEQUENCE 5
Exons: 4
Coding region: 1178-2584 (468 amino acids)
Biological process (GO): regulation of DNA-templated transcription
Molecular function (GO): zinc ion binding
Source: RefSeq, a predicted model, not a curated record
AAGGAAAAAAAUUCUCUGGAUACGGCCUCCAAAAAGCCUACCGUGGAGCCCCUCACACACCGGCAACGCGCAGGCCCACCUAGCAGGAAAAAAAGAUUUUUCUCCUUGCAGCUCGUUCCGUCGUUCGGCUCGAAGGUCGGCUUGUGACCGAUGGACUUCCAGAUAUACUCAUCGCGUCGCUGAAUACAGAAGGCAUCGCCGCCUUUCCCUAGUGCUGAUCAGAUCAGUGAUCUACACAGCCAUCUUUGGCGGUACAAUCUACACAGCCAUCUUUGGCGGUACAAUCUACACAGCCAUCUUUGCCGUCGCCGAUCGUUCGACAAUCUUCCUCCUCCUUCUGUCCUUGCUGCUUCCUCUCUUCGCGACAAUGGAGGAAACAGGGAAUAUAAACUCCAUAGCAACCGACGGGCAGCAAAUUGCACAGAUGACACAGAACGAGUCCAUCACCAUUGGACCAGUGAUUCCGCACACAUCAUCCUUAUCUGACGGCGCAAACGCCGAAGGCGAUGCCAACAUGGUUGUUGAUAAAGAUGGACCAGUUGUGAUCGUUCCUAAAGUUGGGAUGUCUUUUGCUUCGGAGAAUGAUGCUUAUGAGAUGUACAACACCUAUGCUGGCAUUGUCGGGUUCAGCAUUAGAAAGAGCGUUAUAAAGCGUCGUGCAGAUAAAACUAUAUACAACAGAGUUAUAGUUUGUAGCAGCCAAGGACAUGCAAAAAUGGGAUCGUCAAAUGCCACUACAAGGACAGGUUGCAAAGCUCUGGUAAAGUUUAAUGUCAGCAGAGAGGGAAUUUGGACAUUGCAAAAGGUUGAACUUGAUCACAAUCAUAUUUUAGCGACACCAAAAAAGAAGCACAUGCUGAGGUCACAACGACAUGUUAUAGAUGCAGACAGACAUCUGAUUGCUCAGAUACGAGAAGCCGGAAUGAAGCCGACUCAAGUGUAUGAGUUCAUGAAGCAGUUUUACGGCGGGGCUGACAAAGUUCCCUUCUUGCGAAUGGAUUGCAAUAAUGAGAUUGGACGCGAGCGGAAGAAGUACCUAGAAUCCAAUGAUGCACAAACGUUGUUGGAAUACUUGAAGAACAAGCAGAUAGAGGAUCCUGCAUUUUUUUUAUGCCAUGGAAAUUGAUAGGCAAGAUGGAAGGAUAGCUAAUUUUUUUGGGCUGAUAGUCAGUCUAUCAUGGAUUAUGCAUGCUUCGGUGAUGCAAUACCGUUUGACACCACAUUUCAGACAAAUAAGUUUGAAAUGCCUUUUGCUCCACUCCUUGGAACCAACCAUCACAAGCAAACAAUAAUUUUUGGGGCAGCAUUGUUGUUUAAUGAAACCAUUGAAUCAUUUGUUUGGCUGUUUCAAACUUUUUUAAAAGCAAUGUCAGGCAAGCAUCCAAGCACAAUUUUCACUGACCAAGAUGCAGCCAUGGCAGGAGCAAUUGCUUAUGUAUUCCCAAAUACAUGUCAUCGCCUUUGUUUGUGGCACAUCUACCUUAAUGCUGCUAAACAUCUUGGUCAUGUAAUUCAUAAGUAUCCUGAGUUUUUAUAUGCUUUUAAAAGAUGUGUUUAUGAAGAUAGAUCAGAGGAGUAUUUCACAAAGAAGUGGAAUGAAUUGUUGACUAAAUAUGGUCUAGAAGAGAACUCAUGGAUGGAUCAGCUAUAUGGUUUGAGAAGAAAGUGGGCAGCUGUUUAUCGUAACUCUUUUACAGCUGAUAUGACUACAACCCAAAGGAGUGAAGGUAUGAAUAAUGCCUUUAAGAAAAGAUUUCGUAGGAAACUUGGUCUUUCUGAACUCCUUGUAGAGUGUGACAAGGUUUCUGCUUCCCUACGUGAGAAUGAGUUGGAUGAAGAUUUUAAAUCACUUUCAAAGGUGCCAGUUAUUUAUGUCCCAGAAUUACCAUUGUUGAAGUCCGCCUUAGAAUCAUAUACUAGGAGGAUGUAUACAGAGUUCGAAACAGAAUUUAAAAAACAGUUCGAGUAUUCUUGUAAACUGUUACAGAAUGAGGGGUCAAUAUCAACAUUUACGGUUACACAUAUGCAUUCAGAUUAUGGAGCAACAACUAUAUUGAACAUUGCAUAUAUGACCAUUACAUGCUCUUGCAGAAAGUUUGAAUCCAUAGGUAUAUUGUGCAAGCAUGCAUUCAAAGUAUUCAAUAUGAAUGAUGUUUUUAUUUUACCAUCUCAAUAUAUACUUAACAGAUGGACAAAAUAUGCAAAAAGAGGGCAUUAUGUUCAGAAAAAAGGAAGGCCAAAUGAAAAUUUGAAGGCACGUGCUGCUCGUAUCUCUCGAAUAGCAACAUCCCUUGCAUUGAAGUGUGCAACAUCAGAACCACUUCUAGAUGACGAUUUGGAGAGGGCAUUGGAAAAUUUGGAAUCGAUGGCUGAUGAUUCACUAAACAAGAUGCGAAAAAAUGAAGAUUCUUUCGUUGGUUUGAAUGACCAUGAUAUAUGUACAGAGAAUAGUGUGAUAUCAUUUAGAGUUCCUCAUGUAGUAAAAGGACCGAAAAGUAAACGAGCAAAAAAUGUUGUUGAAAAGAAUACAAGGAAGAAAAAGAAAAGUCAUCAAGAAAAAGGUAUUGAUUUAUUGUUGCAAUGAUUGAAUUUUUUAUUAGCAUCAUGUCUUUUAAUAGCUGCUAUUUCAGAUGCUGUUGGAGAAGAAACAAGGAACAUUGGGGACAAUAGUGGUGGCAAUGUGGCAUUACCAAACAUUUCUACCAAUAAUGCGAUCAACUUUCCAAUCAUUGUGCAAGGAGAAUAUACAAGUCUUUUGCUUGGUCUUGAUCAAGAUGCUUCAGCUGCUCGAAAAUUACAAUUUGACACCGGAGCAAAUGAUACAACCAUGUAGUAGCAUUUUUCUUUUACUCAAAUAAAUUCAAUACAUUGUGUAUCGUACAAUAUACAAUUGGUUGCAUACUGCUGCGCCAAAUUUUAUAUGUUGCUGAACCUGCACAUCAAGGGAUUUCUGUAUGUGCCAAAUUAUGUAUGUCUGAGUCUCCUGGUUCAUGUCUUCUAUUUUUAGCGACGGGGCAAGUAAAUUUGGAAGUCUAUCGGCUUAGCCGAUGAUUUGUUUGAUAUUUGAGACGGAGCAGCUAGCCAAACGCCGGGACGAGCCGCAAGAAGAAAAGUCUUCCGAUUCCUGCUAGGUGGGCGUGCGCGUUGCCGGGCUCCACGGUUGGUUGUUUGGAGGCGG